This is a messenger RNA of Penaeus indicus, 744 nucleotides long. RefSeq lists its product as uncharacterized. NCBI's taxonomy places the organism in Eukaryota, Metazoa, Arthropoda, Malacostraca, Decapoda, Penaeidae. The record is from RefSeq and is a predicted model, not a curated record. The transcript is spliced from 9 exons. Bases 1 to 744 code for a protein of 247 amino acids.
AUGAUCAAGUUGCGUCCAAUGCCUGUCUCAUGUCUGUCUUCAACUGCAGCUGAAGUGUCCUUCUGUGAAGCACAGGUGAACUGUUUAUUUGAUGACACUAUUCGCUAUUUUUAUAUGAACACAAAUAUAAUAUCUGUUGAAAAGGCACGGAAAGGAUUUGAGGAGGAUAACAGCGAGUUCCCAGGCCAUAUAUCGGAAACUGACAGUUUAACAGGUACGGUUGAAAGCAAGAGCUGGAAUUACAGUCGUGCGAGGAACAGAGAUAAGGGCGGCAGCGGCGUGGGCGGGCCGGCCUGGGGUAGCGGCAAGGAGCAGCGCCGCUCGGACCCGGGCACGGUGACCAACCACCACGCCAACAGCACCAGCGCCGCCCCGACCGCGAACGCCAACAGCCACGCGGCCUCCUCCACCACCUCCUCCAGCACGGGCUUGGAGGUCGCCAACAAUGGCUCCGAGAACCUCGACGAGUACUGCUCGCCGGACUCCUCCAGCACCAACGUCUGCUCCACCGACAGCGCCAGCGCUGCCGUGUCCAAUACCUUGAGGUUUCUCCAGUCCGCGUGGUCUUCCCAGUCUGAAUUACUACCCCUGGCUGCUCUCAACAAACAUAAUCUCCCGAAGAAGAAGUCGAGCACAUCCAUCAACCGGUCGGAGAGCUGCAAGGAGAAGCAGCACGCGAGGAAGCGGCCGAGAGAAAGCCGUAAGCACAGUGACCCAAACAUUCCCACCUCCAAGUCUGGGUGA